Arachis stenosperma is the source of this 1464-nucleotide messenger RNA. RefSeq lists its product as uncharacterized. Lineage: Eukaryota; Viridiplantae; Streptophyta; Magnoliopsida; Fabales; Fabaceae. Bases 1 to 1464 code for a protein of 487 amino acids. The transcript has 11 exons. The record is from RefSeq and is a predicted model, not a curated record.
AUGAGUCUUGCUAUUGAUGCUCUUGGAAAAAUCUCUCCAUGGAAGGAAGCUUGGAGUUUUGAGGCUAAGAUCUUGACCAUUUGGGAAGAUACUACGAUUGUUAAUGAAAAUAUGCAGAAACUCUUACACAUGGUCUUGAUGGAUAAAUUGGUCAGGGUUAUAAGACAUCGGUUUCGCAUCAUUUUCAAGUGUAGUACCUCUGUUGUUGCAGCUGCAAGUACACUCAUACCUAACCCUGGUUUAAGUCUAACUUCUAUAGACCAGAUUCUUCAGAAGUGCAUUGAUUAUGAGUACUUAAUAGAUUUCAUCGAGGUCCUUUGUGGAUUAAAAAAGAGAAGGGAUGUUGAGUGUAAUGAAAAGAUAUUGAAAGUUAUGAUCCUUGAAGUUUUUGCUGAUGGGAAGAAAAUCUCCUGCAAUUUUGUUGGUGAUUGUCCUGCUCUUAUAAACAUGAAUACUUUGAAAAGGUACCAGAGACCAACUGUUGUAAUUCUACAAUCUUUCAAGAUCAAAGUCAAUGGAGGUGAAGAGUUGUCCAUGUUGCACAUAUACGGUAUUGCAAGCCACCAUUUCAGUAGACUCCGUAGUAAUGAGGUUGGGGAUUUAGUAUAUGUAAUUGAUGAUGAAUCUUUUGACUGGAAGCUAAUACAGACUAUUGAUAAUCUUAAGGGAAACAAUGAGGUGAUGAUAAUGUGUUCCAUUAUCAGCUGUGCAGUAGAGAAGUUCACAUUUUAUGAUAAGGAUCAGAUUUGGUUUUUGAUCGGUGAGAUUAUUGAUGUGCUGAAACAUCAUAAGUGGUGGUACUACUGCUGUUUGUGUAAUGCACCUGUUUCUCAUGUUGAGAAUGUAUUUUAUUAUUAUCUGUGUAGAGUUGAGUGUGUUGAUGCCAUAAGAAGGUAUUGGAUCAAAAUUAUUGUUUUCCAUUCAAAUGGCAGCAAUAUUUUCAUACUUGAGGAUGAUGAGUUAAAGGAUGAUUACACUGUUCCGAAUAGCAUGAUUUCUCAGUUGAUGAACAAGAAAAUUGUCUUCAUAGUGGAUCCUAGACCCGUUGGAUAUGAAUUGAAUACAUCUCUUCACGUUAUUCGUGCAAUAUGUGAUGAUGUUGAUAUUGUGAAGUUUUUGGAGGACUCCACCCAUGAUAAUCAACAGCAGAAAUUUCAUCUGGAUCCAUUUGUUCCUCAUUUUUCUUUCGAAUUUAAGAAUCCAGUUGAGUUUCAGUCCAAUGCAAGCAUUCAAUGUUCAUCGAGCCCAAGUCCUCCAGUGGAUCAGGUUUCCCCAAUUUCUGUUCUCAACUGGAAUUGUUGGAUGGUUAACCAUGAUUUUCAUGCAAGAAUUUUGUCCUCACAAGGUUCCAAUUUAUUUGGGAAUCAUCAGCCUCUCACUAUUAGGGAAGAGCUUCGGAGUGCCUUUGGACAAUGUAAAAAUACUGUCGAGGCUGUUGAAAGGAUGGAUGAGUGUAGUGGCUAA